AUGCCAUCGUUGCUAGGGUUAAGUUUCCACAAAAAGAAGACGAACUCGUCUUCGCAGCUGAGCUUGUCGCUCGAAAAAGAGGACUCCGGUAAGAGCGAUCACCAGUCGCAUGGACACGGGCAUUCCUACAGGAAUGCUCACGGCCAUCCGGAAACUACCGCCGUAACCGCUGCCGGCCCUGUGCAGACAAACUCGCAUGUCUCGCAGCUGCUUCAUCACCACAGCCAAUCGAGCCACAGCCGUAACAGCAGCAGUAAUAACCUUAAUAACUUUUUCCACAACAUCAGCACGAAUAAUAACCACCAUAAUAACAACGUUAAUGGCACUUUUGCCCCUAAUAGCAGUAAUAAUAAUACUAAUAAUAAUAACAACUAUAAUGAUAACAUUAUCAGUAAUUUCACUAAUAAUACCGCACACCACCACCACCAUGAUCCUCACCAGCAGUCGCAACAGCAUAAACUAACUAGAUUCUUCAGACCAAGCAUGAAAAAGAAAUUAUCCUCGGGAAGCGGCAUGUCCAGUACCAAAUUGUCGGAGUUGAUGUCCAUCGAACAACAGAACCUUGACCAUCACAGUCACACAAUGAGUGCUAUACCGCCAAGUACCGAUUCGACUCUCUCGCUAUCAAACAAAACUAAUAUAUACCACGAUGACUCGAUAUUGGCGCAGAAGUACGGUAAACUAGGUAAAGUUUUGGGUUCUGGUGCAGGUGGUUCCGUCAAAGUGUUGGUGAGACCAUCAGAUGGCGCUAUGUUUGCCGUGAAGGAAUUCCGUGCAAGAAAACCAAACGAACCAGUCAGAGACUACGCAAGAAAAUGUACCUCGGAGUUCUGCGUCGGUUCCAUGCUCCAUCAUCCAAACAUAAUCGAAACACUAGAUAUCUUUUCGGACGCUAAACAGACGCAGUAUUACCAGGUCAUGGAGUAUUGCCCAGUAGACUUCUUCGCAGUUGUCAUGUCUGGAGAAAUGUCUCGUGGUGAAAUUAAUUGCUGUUUCAGGCAGUUGGUCGAAGCAGUAAACUACCUACACUCUAAGGGAUACGCCCAUAGAGACUUGAAGCUAGAUAACUGUGUUAUGACAAAAGACGGGAUCCUUAAAUUGAUAGAUUUCGGUUCCGCUUUCGUUUAUAGAUACAACUUUGAAAAUGAUACGAAGCUUGCGCAUGGUAUUGUCGGUAGCGAUCCAUAUUUGGCUCCAGAAGUGCUAUCGGGUCGUUCGGGUGGAUAUGAUGCACCUAAGGUAGAUAUAUGGUCAUUGGGUAUCAUCUUUUGCUGUAUGAUGCUAAAACGGUUCCCAUGGAAAGUUCCAAAGGACUCGGAUGUCAACUUUAGUCUAUAUUGCAUGCCUGACGACAUGGAACACGAUUACGAGAAAUCUGCAAGAGAGCAUGAAGCCUUGAUGAAAGCAAAGAAGGAAGAGCGUCAAAGAAACAAGGUUGCCAAGGGUCAAGGAUCUUCUUCUGCUACCACAGAAGAAAAAGACAGUCCAAAAGCUGCUGCUGCUGAAAACACGGAACAAGAGAACAAUGAGCACUCUUCUACUCCUGCUGGCUCAAGUGAACAACAUCAGCAAGCCACUCAAAAAGAUGAUCAAAAUGAUCAAAAGCAGGACCAAAACCAAAACCAGAAUCAGAAUCAGAAUCAGAAUCAGAAUCAGAACGAUGACCAUGACCAGGACCAGAACCGUGAAGAGCCAAAGCAAGAAAAAUCUAGUCCUCCUCCUGCUGCCUCUGCUUCUGAUCAUCACCAAGAGCAACAACAGCAACAACAGCAAGGAGAAGUCCUUGAUCCAAAGAAAGAUCCAACUUCAUCUGAAUACCAAGUUCCUCAAAGAAAACAAAAGAAGGUUAUUCAUGGACCUUAUAGGCUCUUGAGGUUAUUACCACAUGCCUCAAGACCUAUUUUGGCUAAAAUUUUAACUGUCGAUCCAAAUAAAAGAGCUACGAUGGAAGAUAUUUAUAAAGAUGCUUGGUUCUCCGGUAUCUCCUACUGUACUCUUGAUAACAAGAGAAAUGUGAUAAGAGGUACAGGCCAUUCUCACACCAUCGUGACGGAAGAAAAUGCUCAUUUGGAAAAGUAUAAGGUAUAA
Messenger RNA from Kluyveromyces marxianus DMKU3-1042, 2088 nucleotides. It is a transcript of the gene HRK1, whose product is annotated as putative serine/threonine protein kinase HRK1. The transcript has a single exon. The record is from RefSeq and is a predicted model, not a curated record. Gene Ontology annotation, biological process: intracellular signal transduction; protein phosphorylation. Gene Ontology annotation, molecular function: protein serine/threonine kinase activity; ATP binding. Bases 1 to 2088 code for a protein of 695 amino acids. NCBI's taxonomy places the organism in Eukaryota, Fungi, Ascomycota, Saccharomycetes, Saccharomycetales, Saccharomycetaceae.